This is a messenger RNA of Mycotypha africana, 186 nucleotides long. Its product is annotated as homeobox domain-containing protein. Gene Ontology annotation, molecular function: RNA polymerase II cis-regulatory region sequence-specific DNA binding; DNA-binding transcription factor activity, RNA polymerase II-specific. The record is from RefSeq and is a predicted model, not a curated record. Gene Ontology annotation, biological process: cell differentiation; regulation of transcription by RNA polymerase II. NCBI's taxonomy places the organism in Eukaryota, Fungi, Mucoromycota, Mucoromycetes, Mucorales, Mycotyphaceae. The transcript has a single exon. The annotation marks the transcript as partial.
AGAACAAGAGCUUCGCCUGAACAGCUCGCUAUACUCGAACGAACAUUCGCCGUUAAUCCAAGCCCAAACCAUCGUAUUAGAGAACAAUUAUCACAUGAAUUAGGCAUGUCUGAACGCUCCAUUCAAAUAUGGUUCCAAAAUAGAAGAGCUAAAGUGAAAACCGCCAUUAAACGAUCGAAUAUGAUG